This is a messenger RNA of Gadus macrocephalus (Pacific cod), 4145 nucleotides long. RefSeq names its product CEA cell adhesion molecule 1 (gene ceacam1). The record is from RefSeq and is a predicted model, not a curated record. The transcript is spliced from 14 exons. Lineage: Eukaryota; Metazoa; Chordata; Actinopteri; Gadiformes; Gadidae. Bases 89 to 3511 code for a protein of 1140 amino acids.
UUACCAGAAUGAGUAGGGGGCUGGACAUGGUCAACACAAGUAUAUUAGUGGGGGGAUCUCAGGGACAUUUCCAGACUGCCAAUACAAAAUGGAGACUACAGGUGGAAGAACGUCCAUUUUCCUGCUGCUUCUGAUGCAAGCAACCCUGUCCUCCGGGGCGGCGGAGGUCAAGCCGUCCUCCAACCCUGUCCUCGUGGGCCAGACGCUGGUGCUUGCGGUGUCCCCGGCCACCGUGGUCACCAGCGGGAGCUGGUCCCUGGGCACCGCGGUCAUCCUCAACUGGCUGGGCUCUCAGGCCGCUGUGUUCCCCAGCUACACCGGCAGAGCCUCGGUGGACACGGCCACCAACACCCUGACACUCCGCUCCGUCACGCUGGCCGACGCGGGUGUCUACACCGUGAAGAGCACCGACUCGGCGCUGACCGCUAGCAUCACCAUCACUGUACUGGAGGCCAUCUCCAAUGUUGAACUGAAGACCAAUGAUACUGUUUUCGUGGAGUUCCGAGACUCUGCAGUUUUCACCUGCUCGGCCAAGGGCUCCUCCCCCUCCUUCCUCUGGAUGAACGGCAGCUCGGUGGUCACCGUGGGCAACUGGGUACAGAUCGGCGCCGGAGGCUCGACCCUGACCAUCCUCAACAUGACCCGCUACGAUCAGGGGCCGCUCACGUGCAAUGUGUCCAACGCCGUCAGCAGUGAAAUCAGCCAAUCGCUGAACCUCACGAUCUACUAUGGUCCGGACCACAUGGAGCUCAGAUGCAAUGGGCAGAACAUCAGCGACUUUCUCUUGGGAAGUGACCUGAACGUGUCCUGCUCAGCACAGUCUAACCCCCGCGCCCAGCUCCAGUGGGCCUUCCAGGGAGACCGCCUUACUACCACCGGCCCAGACUUGAAGCUCUACAGCGUCAGUGAGAAGGACAGCGGGCUGUACUCCUGUCUGGCCUACAACAACGUCACCCAAUUGUACAGCAACAUCACCAAGUCCAUCAACAUAGAUCCAGCCUGUGGCAAGUCGAUCAUUGCUUCUCGGAACCCUUUACCUGUUGGUAGCGAUGUGACAUUGAGCCUAUCCAACCAAACCACAAUCAUUGUUGGGACCUGGCUCUUUGAAUCAAUUCCCAUUUUGGUCAUGUAUGAUGGUGGAAGUUUCAUAUUUCCUCCUUGGCAAGAAAGGAUAAAAUUCAACCGGACCUCAGCAGAGCUGUCCAUCAAGUCUCUACAAAUGUCAGACUCGGGAAUAUAUAAACUAACAGGAGGGGAGCCAUCUUUUGAAGUAGAGAUCGCAUUGUCUGUCCAAGAGCUCAUUUCAAACGUUACCCUGAGCGCCAACGCAGCCCAUUUGGUCGAGUUCAAUGACUCGGCAGUCUUCACCUGCUCCGUCUCCAACGGCUCCUCCCUGUCUUAUGUCUGGACCAACAACGGCUCUGUGGUCCCGCAGGAUGCUGACGGGGUUCAGUUUAGUGGCGGAGGCGCUGUUCUCACCAUCGCCAAUGUGACCCGAUACGACCGGGGACCCUUCAUGUGCACGGUGUUCAAUGGCGUGAGCCGUGAAUCGAGUGCCCUCAUCCUGUUGCACAUCAGCUACGGUCCGAGUAACCCAAAGAUGGUCCCCAGGCCAAUGAUGGUCGCUUACAAGACGGGCUCCAACAUCACGCUGUCCUGUCACGCUGAGUCCAGCCCCCCGGCGACUGUCCACUGGUUCUUUAAUGACAUGGACCUUAGCAUGUCUGGCCCAGAGAUUCACCUUAUUCACACCAAGGAAAACCAAACAGGAUAUUACAUGUGUCUUCUUUACAACCCUGUGACAUGCAGGUACAACAGCGUCAAGACAAUGGUCCGAAUUUUGGACCCUAUUUACCAUGUUUCCGUUAGUCGUACGGGGGGGCCCGUGAUCCUGGGCCAGUCGGUCACUUUGAGCUGUGACGUGAACGGGAGUGUAGAUUCCAUAUCAUGGUGGAAGAACGGCACCGCCAUGAUGACGCAUAACAUGACAUCGCUGAGAAACCGAAGUCUGACCCUUGACCCAGUCACUAAACCAGAUGCUGUGGACUAUAAUUGUCAGGCAUUCAAUCUCGUGAGCAACAUGACAAGUAGUCCUUACAGGCUCAUUGUUAACUAUGGCCCUGAGGCGGUUGCUAUCCGGGGGCCGUCCGUAGGUCUGGCAGGAGAUCAGGUGACCUUCGACUGCUCAUCGUCUUCCGAGCCCCCGAGCCAAUACAGCUGGUACUUCAAUGGCUCUCUGGUGGCCAACGCCUCCCAGUACGUCACCAAGAAUCUGACCACAGCAAUGAGCGGGAAAUACAUCUGCAUGGCCUUCAACAAUAUCACCGGCUGCAACUCAACGGCCUACACCAUGCUCACCGUUUACGAUCCUAUAACAGACGUCCAAAUCAAGGGAAACUCGACCUCCGCUAUGCUAGGGCUCGCGUUCACGCUGACGUGUGACGCCACGGGGGUGGUGGAACAUGUUCACUGGAUGAAGGACGGAGUGGCCUUGCCCGCGGGCGGCAACACCACCAUGUACAAUCACAUGCUCAACUUCCAUCCAGUCCAACAACAGGACAACGGGAACUACCAAUGUUCAGCAACCAACGCUGUGAGCAACAUGACCAGCCCCGAAUACAGACUCCAUGUCAUUUUUGGACCAUAUAAUCCCAUCAUUACGGGGCCUGGUGUAGCUGAGACAGGAGAUAAUGUGGUCUUCAAGUGCAUGGCCUCCUCCUACCCUCCAAGCUACUACCACUGGUACUACAGAGGAGACCUUGUAGGGAAUGAUUCCAUUCUUGAAACUGGUCCUCUAAGUUUAAACAUGAGUGGAGCAUACACCUGCCUGGCCCUGAACAAUGUCACUGGGAAAAACAGCACAAGUUUCACGAAGCUUAGGGUCAUCGAGCGUAUUGAGCAUGUGGCGAUCAAGGAGGACUCGCUUCCCGUUCAGUCACACAACUUCACUCUGAGCUGCGCAGUGGCCGGGCUCUAUGAUUCCAUAUCUUGGACCAAGGAUGGAGUUCCACUCGACGGCACUAACUCAUCGAACAGAAAAUCGCACAUGUCGAUGAUGAACAACUCCCUCCAUUUCAGUCCCGUGACGACCUAUGACAACGGUUUCUACCGGUGUGUCGUUCGCAAACAUAGCAGCCCUGAACACCAGCUGCUGGUGAACUAUGGACCGUGGAACGUGAGCAUCAGUGGCCCGGAUGUCAUAAACCUAGGCUCCGAUAUAAAGGUUGCGGUUUUAACAUGCUCUGCGGACUCCAGACCAACUAGUCAAUACCAGUGGUUCAUCGACUCUGUUCCAGCGGCCGAAGGGAGUGGCCCAGUAUUUUCUGUAUUGGUCAUAACACCAAAAGUUAUCAACUACAAGUGCAAAGCUUAUAACAAUGUGACUGAGAUCUCCAUGUUCCAGAAUAAAACACUUACCAUCAAUGACGCUCCUGGCCAUUCAUUGGCCUCUCCUGGCGUGUUGCUGUUUAUGAUCCUUGCAGCACUGUCUGUUCCCAUGCUUGGCAACUGAGGGGCCUUCACCGUGAGCAGGUAUACGAGUCCUCUUGCUCCCUCUACUGCCAUCCCAAAUGUACAAAAGAAUGGCUUGGGUUGGAAAACAGUAAUUUCUCUCUUUCUUUCCCCUCUACUUACUGUUCCUAAGAGAGUAGGUGUUAAUAGUAAAACAAGUCAGUUAUUGCAGUUUAGAAAUCAAAUGAUGCGUUCGUUGUUUCUCAGGGACUGUAAUCUUUGCCAAUAAUUGAAGGUGAUCAUGAGCUCUAUUUUUUCAAUAUAAAGGCCUAUAAAAAAUAUCUGUGAAAUUAAAAGUUGGUACAUUCUUGGGUUAUAAGAUAUGUCAUUAUUUUAAUUAUUUUAAAUAUGUUUGAUUAUUUUUUAAUAAUUUGAUUAAGGGCAGAACAUGUAUUCUGCCAUAUAUUGACAUAGUAUUUGUAACUUAUUUGUAAAAGUAUUAAUCGGAAAUAUAUUACAGGUAUUGUGUGAUCUAUGUAUUGAGUGUUUAUUAUAGUUUUAUUAAUCCAAUUAAACAAACGCGUCUCAACUUUGAUCUCCCUUUGUUGCAUAUCGGGUAUCGGGGUGAUUUGUUUUUCUUUUGUUAUGUUGGUGCAACAUUGUUUUCCAAUCUCCAAUAAAUUGUUAUAAAUAUU